UCUUGUUGUGUCAAUACUUCAGGUAUCCUGGCAGAAUAUUCUGAUACUUGUAGUGUCAAUACUACACUGACACUUGCAGUACCAAUAUCACUGUUACAAAUCUGAAGAUUCUGUGAAUACUAAAUAUAGUGUUAAUACAGUGACUACACUAAAAGCAUAGUUAAGUAAAUUAAUAAACGACAAUAUCAUUACUCAUUAUGUUGAAAACAUCUGAAAAACUGUGUUUUAAGGCAAAGCAACGUACAGGUGUUGAUGAACAUUCACACUCGCUACAACACCCUUCUCAAGAACUUCAGUGCGUAUCUCUCACCCAACGUUCAGUGUGUCUUAAAGAGUUUUCUGAUAAUUGUAAUUUACUACAACACAUGAGAACUCAUAGUGGAGAAAAACUAUAUCAAUGUUCAGUAUGUCUGAAAAUUUUUUCUAAAAAAUAUACUUUAAAAAGGCACUUGAUCAUUCAUACUGGAGAGAAACCAUAUCAGUGUUCACAAUGUCCAAAAGAUUUUCCACAAAGGUCUGAAUUAGUAUCUCACAUGAGAACUCAUACUGGAGAGAAACCAUAUCAGUGUUCACAAUGUCCAAAAGAUUUUUCACGAAGUUCUGAAUUAGUACGUCACAUGAGAACUCAUACUGGAGAGAAACCAUAUAAGUGUUCAGUGUGUCUGAAAAACUUUACUAGAAAAACUUAUUUAGAAUAUCACAUUAGAACUCAUACAGGAGAGAAACCAUAUCAGUGUUCACAAUGUCAAAAAGACUUUUCACAAAGGACUGAAUUAGUAUGUCACAUGAGAACUCAUACUGGAGAGAAACCAUAUAAGUGUUCAGAAUGUAUGAAUACCUUUUCUCAUAGAUCAACAUUAGUAAAACACAUGAGAACUCAUACUGGAGAGAAACCAUAUAAGUGUUCAGUGUGUCUAAAAGACUUUUCUCAUAGAUCAACAUUAGUAGAUCACAUGAGAACUCAUACUGGAGAGAAACCAUAUCAGUGCUCAAUGUGUCUGAAAAACUUUUCUCGAAAAUCUGGUUUAGUAAGUCAUAUGAGAACUCAUACUAGUAAGAUAUGAUUCAUGAAAGUAUAUCAUUAAAAUAAAUAAAUAUAUUUGCGUCUAGUUUACUAAAGAUGACUUAACCUAAAUUAUGAAAUAAUUUUGAGCGUUUUUUCUUCUUGAUGAUUCUGGCAUUGGUCCAGACUUGUCUGGCAGUGUGUUGCAUGUCUGGCAGUGUUGCAUGUCUGAGAGUGUGUUGCAUGUCUGGCAGUAUGUUGCAUGCAAUACAACUGGUGAUAUUUAUCAAAUAAACAAUCUAUUAAUUCCUACCCACAGUUUUACUUUGCCACAAUACCACCUUGAUGGUCUUCCUGAAUGUCAUUUUUAAAAUAAGUAAGCAUAUCAUUAAGGUAAGUGAGCAUAUCAUUAAGAUAAGUGAGCAUAUCAUCAAGCCUAAAAGACUUAAAGGAAAAUCCCAAAUUUUUGCCACUUGGGUAGGCCCUGUGCCCCUCCCUAGAAAUAUCUGGGUGCCUGGCCUACGUUUCCUAAACAUCGAAGUGUACCUACCCCCUCGACGCAGGUGUUACAAAUGCCUGCACUAUGGCCAUGUUGCAGUAGCCUGUGAAAUUCUUGGUGUGGUAAGUGUGCUGGGACACU
Molecule: messenger RNA, 1643 nt
Organism: Cherax quadricarinatus
Lineage: Eukaryota; Metazoa; Arthropoda; Malacostraca; Decapoda; Parastacidae
Source: RefSeq, a predicted model, not a curated record